AUGGCGGACACCGUCCAGCAGCCUCCUCAGCCUGCCGGCGGGAAGCGUAAAAACAAGGCUCUGUACGUGCAGGCUAAGCGGGCUCGGCGCUGCGACACCGGUGGGCCCCGGCAGCUGGAGCCUGGACUACAGGGCAUACUCAUCACUUGCAACAUGAACGAGCGCAAAUGCGUGGAGGAAGCCUACAGCCUGCUCAAUGAGUACGGUGACGACAUGUAUGGGCCGGAAAAGUUUACAGACAAGAAUCAGCAGUCCUCUGGAAAUGAGGGGGAAGACGAUGAUGUGGAGGCUGCCUUGAAGAAAGAAGUUGAUGACAUUAGGGCCUCUACAGAGAUGAGGCUAAGAAGAUUCCAGUCCAUGGAGAGUGGAGCGAAUAAUGUAGUCUUCAUCAGAACAUUUGGGAUAGAACCUGAGAAAUUGGUGCAUCAUAUUCUCCAGGAUAUGUAUACAACCAAGAAGAAGAAGACUCGGGUUAUCCUACGUAUGCUGCCCGUUUCUGGCACAUGCAAGGCUUUCUUAGAGGAUAUGAAAAAAUAUGCAGAAACAUUUUUGGAACCUUGGUUUAAAGCACCAAAUAAAGGGACAUUUCAGAUUGUGUAUAAAUCUCGAAAUAAUAGUCACAUGAAUAGAGACGAAGUUAUCAAAGAAUUGGCAGGAAUCGUAGGCAGCCUCAAUUCAGAAAACAAAGUGGAUCUCACCAACCCACAGUACACGGUGGUGGUGGAAAUCAUUAAAGCUGUCUGUUGCCUGAGUGUUGUGAAAGAUUACAUGUUGUUCAGAAAAUACAAUCUCCAGGAGGUAGUGAAGAAUGCCAAGGACCUGGCACAGCUUAACCCAAAGCAGGCAGCACGUGCAAAAAAUGGCAAAGAAGCGAAAUUGGAGCCUGGUGACAAAGCAAGUCAGAGUGACCCAGCAGGAGAACAUAGCCAGCAGGAGGCGCUGGAGAAUGCUGAGGAGGUGGAUCAGACAAAACCAAAGUCCGAGGCGAUGGGGAAUGAAGGAGGCACUAAAGCUCAACUUGCUAGUCCAGUCCCUGGAGAAUCCAACUUGAGAAAAUGA
Molecule: messenger RNA, 1059 nt
Organism: Orycteropus afer afer
Lineage: Eukaryota; Metazoa; Chordata; Mammalia; Tubulidentata; Orycteropodidae
Gene: THUMPD1
Product: THUMP domain containing 1
Biological process (GO): tRNA modification
Molecular function (GO): RNA binding
Source: RefSeq, a predicted model, not a curated record